AUGCGAGGCGCUGGGCAACCGGGAGGAUCGCUCCUCGAUGACUCGGGCACCGGGCGGCAGCACUCCAAGCUGACGGUGGAAAUCCUCGAGAGAGCUCUAGGCGAGCCUGUCAUGACGGCCGUAGUCGCCACCAAGGAAGCCGAGGCACGGGUAACGGCGAAGUCGGAGCUUCGCCCGCCGUACGACCUCAACAGGAUGACCGAUACCCUUCGCGAGCUUGUCGGCAUCGAAACUUCUAGCGGACGGCUACAGGUGGUUGUGUCCGGGCCAGCGGGCUUCGUGUUCCACGUGGAAGGCCUCCUGGCGGAUCUGCACAUCCCUCCGGAGGCGGUGGUGACCCUCGACUAA
Messenger RNA from Ectocarpus siliculosus, 348 nucleotides. The record is from the annotation of a GenBank genome assembly. Lineage: Eukaryota; Phaeophyceae; Ectocarpales; Ectocarpaceae.